AUUUUGCCACUCGGGAGUUGUUCUGCGCGCGGCCGCCUUCUGUGCGGUGCUCUCCCGUGCGCUCUCUGCUGAGCUCGCAUCACCGGCCCGGCUACCCGCCUCUAAAACGUUCUGAAACUCGGCGGUUCCGGGAGUGGGAACCUAAACGCGCGAGCGCUGCUUCCCCGCUCGGGAGAGCUUUUCUGUGCAGGCCUGGUGUGGUCUCCCAAGUGACCGAACAAUGCAGAAAGACAGUGGCCAGCUGGUACCUCUACAUUAUUUUGGCUUCGGCUACGCAGCCCUGGUUGCUACCGGUGGGAUUAUUGGCUAUGCAAAAGCAGGUAGCGUGCCGUCUCUGGCUGCUGGACUCUUCUUCGGGGGCCUGGCAGGCCUGGGUGCUUACCAGCUGUCUCAGGAUCCCAGGAAUGUGUGGGUUUUCCUCGCUACAUCUGGGACCUUGGCUGGCAUUAUGGGGAUGAGAUUCUACAACUCUGGGAAAUUUAUGCCCGCAGGCUUGAUCGCAGGGGCCAGUUUGCUGAUGGUUGCCAAACUUGGAAUCAGCAUGCUGAGUUCACGCCAUUCGUAGUAGCCUUGUCCCUGCACGGGCUCGUGAGGAGUUGAAACACCAAACCUCCACGUCUCCAUGUUGGAUGAGUGCUGCAUAUGUCCACACCCUGACAUUUUACAGAAAUGUACACUGAGCACGCUAAGGUGAAGAUGAGCUGUUCCUGUGGUAACUGUUCUGAGGUGGCAGGUGUCUAACCCAAGAGCUAACCCUGCCUUCGUGCAGUUUCCUUCUUGUAUUAUGAUGUCUCUCCUUUUUGUACUUGUAGAUAAGGGGUAAAAUGUUGGGCGUCAGCAGUGGGGGCAGAGCCGCACGGCCUGCCCAGAAGUGUGUGAAAUCUCUCGCUGACAUGUGGGAUGUGGGAUCCUUUGCAUAGGUCUGCUAUGACACAGUGAAAAUAAAGUUUGCUACUAACGUU
Acomys russatus (golden spiny mouse) is the source of this 962-nucleotide messenger RNA. Its product is annotated as transmembrane protein 14C. NCBI's taxonomy places the organism in Eukaryota, Metazoa, Chordata, Mammalia, Rodentia, Muridae. The record is from RefSeq and is a predicted model, not a curated record. The coding region runs from base 221 to 565 and encodes 114 amino acids. The transcript is spliced from 6 exons. Gene Ontology annotation, cellular component: mitochondrial membrane. Gene Ontology annotation, biological process: regulation of heme biosynthetic process.